UGACCAUAUGGGCAUAUUCUCUACCUCUGCUCAUCAUAUCUCUGUAUCUUUCAACAAUCAAGACUCUCUUCUCUUCUCUUCUGUUGAAGCUCUUCCCUUCCCAUCAGCUUUGUUUCUUUGUUUGUGGGAAAAUUCUGGUGUUGAAGGAAGAUGGGUAGGCAACCUUGCUGUGACAAAGUUGGGUUGAAGAAAGGUCCAUGGACAGCAGAGGAGGAUAAGAAACUCAUCAACUUCAUCCUCACUAAUGGCCAAUGCUGCUGGAGAGCUGUUCCUAAGCUUGCAGGAUUAUUAAGGUGUGGAAAAAGUUGCAGGCUGAGAUGGACUAAUUAUUUAAGGCCUGAUUUAAAGAGAGGUCUUUUAUCAGAAUAUGAAGAGAAAAUGGUCAUUGAUCUCCAUGCUCAGCUUGGCAACAGAUGGUCCAAGAUUGCAUCUCAUCUACCUGGAAGAACUGAUAAUGAAAUCAAGAAUCACUGGAAUACCCACAUCAAGAAAAAACUAAGGAAAAUGGGCAUUGAUCCUCUCACCCACAAGCAACUUCCUACUACUGAAACAUCACAGCCUCAAGAACCACAACAAGUGCAAGAACAGAAACAAGCACAAUCCUGCUCCACUAUUGCCAUGCCUGAACCUGAACUGGAACACAAAAAGGAAACAGAAACCUCUAUACAAUCAAGCAUUACCGAAGAAUCUAGGGUAGAGGAAGAUAAAAGCAUAAGAAGCACAUUUGAGACAAUGGAGCUAAUGAAUAAUGGGUUCUGCGUAGAUGAAGUUCCCUUGAUUGAACCUCACGAAAUGUUGGUUCCCUGUGCAGCUUCUUCUUCAUCAACAACUUCUUCUUCUUCACCUUCAUCAUCUUCCCAUGGCUCCAACAAUAACUUUCUUGAAGAUCUUCAAUUCUCAGAUUUUGAGUGGCCUGAUAAUGACAUCGACCUGUGGGGUGAUGACUUGAGUAGUUGUUGGGAUUUGUUAAUGAAUGACGCCGAUUCUGAUAGAAAGCAAGCAGCUGCUAUUGAUCACCAUCCCCCUCCUAUCAAUCAGUGCCCAAGAAUGGUUUUGGAUCAAGAAUCUUGGACGUACGGGAUCCUGUAAUUUCAAUAAAAAUUAAAAAACAAAAAAUGAAACGACCACUUGUGGGGCUUACUUGUAGCUUGUUUGUUAGUUGCUACAGACAAAGAUAAUAAAUCAAGAAUAUGGAGUAAUCCCAUGUUUGAUUUGCCCUUCUUAAUUAUUUCCUCUUUUUUUCUUUACUCCUUUAGAGGAGGAAAUUACAAUAAAGGUGAAAAUUAAAACUUUUCUAUAUCAAUCAAUUAUUUAUUGUUUUUGUUU
Manihot esculenta (cassava) is the source of this 1326-nucleotide messenger RNA. RefSeq names its product transcription factor MYB20. NCBI's taxonomy places the organism in Eukaryota, Viridiplantae, Streptophyta, Magnoliopsida, Malpighiales, Euphorbiaceae. The record is from RefSeq and is a predicted model, not a curated record. The coding region runs from base 151 to 1089 and encodes 312 amino acids. The transcript has 3 exons.